CCUGAGAGUUCUUUAUUUAUCUUUUCUCUGAGCAAAUUAUUCACUUGUCUUGCUGCAUUUUAUACAGAAAAACCUUACCAUAAUUCUGUAGAGCACAAGGAAAGAAACAAGCAAUGAGUUCGGAUUAUCCCCACUUCCUCCUUGCAACCUUGCCUUUCCAAAGCCACCUAAACCCAACUUUCCGACUAGCGAGGCGCCUGAUACAGGCCGGUGCACGAGUCACUUUUGCCACCACCAUUAAUGGCCAACGGAAAAUCAAAAGUUUCCCUUCUCUCGAGGGCUUAGCCUAUGCCUCUGUUUCUAACGGAUUCGAUGAUGGAACUUCUCCGUCCGACAAACAGGAGGAUGUUAUGUCCAGAUGCGAGCAUGUUGGGUCACAAACUCUAACCAACCUACUACUGAGCUUGUCUAAUGAUGGCCAUCCGGUAAGCUUCUUGAUAUAUGGUCCCUCGCUGUCUUGGGUCGCUGAUGUGGCACGUGCCAUGUCCAUACCUUCUGCUUUCCUCUGCAUCCAAGCUGCUGCUUUGCUUGCUAUCUACCACCAUUAUCUCAAUAGCCAGACUGGUGCUUAUGAUUCUAAAGUCAAUUGCCCUCCAAGCGUCAUAAAAUUUGAAGGGUUGCCUCCAUUUGGAUGGAAAGACCUUCCUUGUUUUCUCUUACCAAACAGUCCACUCUCUUUUGCCACGACUGCCUUCCAAAAACACAUUCAAAUUCUGGAAGAAGACCCUAAUCCUUGUGUUCUUCUAAACACCUUCGAUGCGCUAGAAGAAUAUGCAAUCAAAGCCCUUGCUCAUAAUUCCAACAUAAACUUGAUCACGAUCGGACCCUUGGUUCCAUCAGACAAAUUCAAUGGCUGUGAGUUGUUUAAGAACUCUAGUCAUGACUGUUAUAUCAAUUGGCUGAAUUCCAAGCCAGAUUAUUCAGUUGUUUACAUUUCCUUCGGUAGCGUGGCAGUAUUCCCCCGGAAUCAAAUGGAAGAAAUUUUUGAUGGAAUGGUCGAAAGUGGCUACACAUUCUUAUGGGUGAUUCGACCAUCAGAAGAUGGAGAAGAAGAAGGAUUCAAGAAUGUGAUAAAGAAUAAGAUGAAGGAAGAACAAGGGCUGAUCGUUCCAUGGUGUUCACAAGUUGAAGUUUUGAAUCACCGGGCGGUAGGUUGUUUUGUGACGCAUUGCGGGUGGAACUCCACUCUGGAGGGCUUGGUUGCAGGCGUGCCAAUGAUUGCAUUGCCUCAGUUUGCAGAUCAGAUGACGAACGCAAAGCUGGUAGACGAGGUAUGGGAAACUGGUGUUCGAGUGAAAGCAAAUGAAGGUGCUGCAGUUGUAGAGAAAGAAGAGAUCAGGAGGUGCUUGGAGAUGGUAAUGGGAAAUGGACAGAUAGGGGAAGAACUGAGAAGGAAUGCUAAGAAGUGGAGAGGAUUGGCUCUCGAGGCCACGAGGGACGGGGGUUCCUCAGCCAAUAAUUUCAAGCUUUUCAUGGAACGCUCUGUAAACUGAAAAAUCAUUGUCAUGAAAAAGUACUGAAUAAUCAUGUUAAUUAAAUAAGUCAUCAUGCUCUGCCUUGUUUUCCUCUUUGCUUGUGGGGAUCAAGUCAACCUGCCACUUUAUAAAUAAAUUACAGCUUCAUCGAAUUAUUGUA
Theobroma cacao (cacao) is the source of this 1635-nucleotide messenger RNA. NCBI's taxonomy places the organism in Eukaryota, Viridiplantae, Streptophyta, Magnoliopsida, Malvales, Malvaceae. The record is from RefSeq and is a predicted model, not a curated record.